Messenger RNA from Monodelphis domestica (gray short-tailed opossum), 3070 nucleotides. RefSeq names its product growth factor receptor bound protein 7 (gene GRB7). The record is from RefSeq and is a predicted model, not a curated record. NCBI's taxonomy places the organism in Eukaryota, Metazoa, Chordata, Mammalia, Didelphimorphia, Didelphidae. Gene Ontology annotation, biological process: signal transduction.
CGUGCCCCCACUACAACGGGCUAGAGGGCAGAAUGUCCCUGGGUUUGGGGGGUUCCUGCCAGUCCCUCCACUCCCUGCCCCUCCAGUCACGGAUUCCAUCGCCCUCUACUUGGCUUAAUAUCAGCUGUCUAUUUCUGGGGUCUCUUGCCUUGGUUUCACUAUGCCACCCCUCUAUCCCUAAUGAGGCCGUUUAGGUGAGGGAUUUAUGGGGACAGCCGGGUGGCUCAGUGAACUGAGAGCCAGAUUUAGACACCUAGAGAGGGCCUGGGUUCCAACCUGGCCUCAGACACUUCCUGGCUGUGUGACCCUGGGCAAGUCACUUGACCCCCCUUGCCUAGGCUUUACCACUCUUCUGCCUUGGGACCCAUACACAGGAUUGACUCUUAAGACAUGGUAAGGGUUUAAAAGAAAAAGAGUUGAUUGACAAAUGUGGUUUCAGACACUUCUUAACUUUGUGACCCUGGACAAGUCACUUGACCCCCCUUGCCUAGGCUUUACCGCUCUUCUGCCUUGGGACCCAUACACAGGAUUGAUUCUAAGAUGGAAGGGGAGGGUUUAAAAUAAAAACAGGUGAGGGAUUUACCCCAGUUGUCCUCUUUUACCCCUCUAGCUUGUGAGUUAAACUCACCUGCCUGGUUUCCUGCUCUACCUCCCCCCUCCCAAGCAAGUGGCAAGUACUGCCAGCUCCCUCCACUCACGUCACUGGCAGGUGUUGCCACAACACGCCUCUGGCAUCUAGGCCCCUGCCUGGUACCUGGAAAGCUGGCCUGCCAAAACCCUGAGCAGAGCCGGCCUAGAAAGGCCCUAAGGCCUGUGGAGGAAACCCAGCCCAUUUGCUUUCUGCUGGCAGUCUCCAGAUGUCAUGGACCUGGAUCUGUCCUUGCCCCACCUCUCCAACUCCUCAGAUGACCCAAGCCCUGAGCCUGGGACCCCUCCUGGAACUCCACCAGGGUCUAAUGCUCAUCUUCCUGGAGAACUGAAGAGAUCACAGCCCCUUUCCAUCCAAGCCAGCAGGAAACUUAGAGAAGAAGAGCUUCGAGCCUCAUCUCUGCCAGCUAUUCCCAACCCUUUCCCUGAGCUCUGUAGUCCUCCUUCUCAGUCACCCAUCCUGGGGGCCCCCUCCUCAGGGCGGGCCUUCCUCCCAAGAGCUACCAGUGGUACCCAUGUGGUGAAGGUGUACAGUGAAGAUGGGGCAUGCCGGUCCGUGGAGGUGGCGGCAGAUGCUACAGCCCGACACGUGUGUGAAAUGCUGGUGCAGCGGGUACAUGCCCUGAGCGACGAGAGCUGGGGGCUGGUCGAAUGCUUUCCCCACCUUGCACUGGAGAGGGGGCUAGAGGAUCAUGAAUCAGUGAUAGAGGUGCAGUCUGCCUGGCCUGUUGGGGGAGAUAAUCGUUUCGUCUUUCGAAAAAACUUUGCCAAAUAUGAGCUUUUCAAGAGUUCCCCACAUUCCCUGUUUCCAGAGGUAAUGGUCUCCAGUUGUCUAGACACCAACACUCGCAUGAGCCACGAGGAGCUUAUUCAGAACUUCCUGAAUGCAGGUAGCUGCCCUGAGAUUCAGGGCUUCCUCCAGCUACGGGGAUCAGGACGCAAGCACUGGAAACGUUUCUAUUGCUUCCUACGUCGCUCUGGCCUCUACUAUUCCACCAAGGGCACCUCCAAGGACCCCCGGCAUCUCCAGUAUGUGGCUGAUGUAAAUGAGUCCAAUGUAUACCUAGUGACCAAGGGCAGAAAGCUCUAUGGGAUGCCCACCGAUUUUGGCUUUUGUGUUAAGCCUAACAAACUGCGCAGUCCAAAGGGACUUCGGAUUUUCUGCAGUGAAGAUGAGCAGAGCCGCAGCUGCUGGGUGGCUGCCUUCCGCCUCUUCAAGUACGGAAUGCAACUUUACAAGAAUUACCAGCAGAUGCAAUCCCGCCGAAUUCGCCCAUCCUGGUUUGGUCCCACCCCCCUGAGGAGCGUCUCAGACAAUACUCUGGUGGCCAUGGACUUCUCUGGUCAUGGCGGACGGGUCAUUGAGAAUCCCAGAGAGGCUUUGAGUGCAGCACUGGAAGAAGCCCAGGCCUGGAGGAAGAAGACCAAUCACCGAUAUAGCCUACCUACGCCUUGCCCGAGCAGCACAUUCAGCUCAGCCAUUCAUCGCUCCCAACCCUGGUUCCAUGGUCGCAUCUCUCGAGAGGACACCCAGAGGCUCAUCGGAGAGCAGGGCCUGGUGGAUGGUGUGUUUCUUGUACGAGAGAGUCAGCGGAACCCCCAAGGCUUUGUCCUAUCCUUGUGCCACUUGCAGAAGGUGAAACACUACCUCAUCCUCCCGAGUGAAGAUGAGGGCCGCCUCUACUUCAGCAUGGAUGAAGGGCAAACACGUUUUACUGACCUCUUGCAGCUUGUGGAAUUUCAUCAGCUCAAUCGUGGCAUCCUGCCUUGCCCACUGCGGCACUGCUGCACCCGGGUAGCCCUCUGAGUGGGUGACUCCUGACAACUUCUUCCCUCCCACACAGAGAUAUCUUGUCUCUCUCAUCCUCCCCUACCCCUGGCCAAAACAACAGGGGGAUCCUCCUCCUCCCCCUCCCACCAACCCUGUACCUCAGUGGCCUUGGAAGACAUGCCCCCACUUCUGUCUGACUCCUCAAAACUAGGGUUCGUGGGUCAAUGCACUUUGGAUCUUGGUGGGAACACAUGCAUCCGCAAGGAGCCCAUUCUUCUUUCUCUCUCCUGCUGUCUUUUCCUUCUCUUUCCUGUCUCUCUUUUUUCUUUCUACUUGUCUUCCUUUCUUCUUGUGCUCUCACUUUCAAAUCUUCUAACUCUUCUGUCCUUUCUCUCCUUCCCAUCCAAGCAUAAGAAUUUCCCCCUCCCCUUCUGCCCAUUUUUAAGCCAAGACUCUGGGAAUGGAUUUUUUCCUCUCUCCCCCCAGCACUGAGCUCCUGGUUCUCUCUCAGUCUCUAAAGCUGUGGAACCUUGGGCAGGGCAUUAUGGGAGAACUGGGGGACUGGGUAGGGGAGCCCCUACCCUUGUACAGAUUGAGUGGCCAGUUGAUCUGCCUUGUUUUAUACCAGUGGCAAUAAAAGUUAUUUUUGGA